Messenger RNA from Linum tenue, 348 nucleotides. Lineage: Eukaryota; Viridiplantae; Streptophyta; Magnoliopsida; Malpighiales; Linaceae. The record is from the annotation of a GenBank genome assembly.
AUGCCCUCCGACAUCGGGUUUCGGACGCGGUUCGAUGCCGGAAUUCGUACCCCGUCCGACGCCGGAUUUCGGACCCCGUCCGACGAGGGAUUUCGGACGCGUCAGACGAGGUAUGCCACCCAGGCCCAGAUGCCGGACGGAAAGAUGAUGGUGGUUGGCGGCAGAGACGCCCACAACUACGAAUUAAUCCUGCUAGAAGGACAACACAAUGCGGCGUCGAUCAAGUUCGACUUCUUGACCCAAACCACCGACAAGGACGAGAACAACCUCUACCCCUUUAUCUAUCUCAACACCGACGGCAAUGUCUUCAUCUUUGUCAACAACCCGCGCCGUCCUCCUCAACCCUAA